Parastagonospora nodorum SN15 is the source of this 1011-nucleotide messenger RNA. RefSeq lists its product as hypothetical. Gene Ontology annotation, cellular component: cytosol. The transcript is spliced from 2 exons. Gene Ontology annotation, molecular function: mRNA binding; metal ion binding. NCBI's taxonomy places the organism in Eukaryota, Fungi, Ascomycota, Dothideomycetes, Pleosporales, Phaeosphaeriaceae. The record is from RefSeq and is a predicted model, not a curated record. Gene Ontology annotation, biological process: cytoplasmic translation. The coding region runs from base 1 to 1011 and encodes 336 amino acids.
AUGCCACCAAAAGGCAAGGGCGAGCAGCCCAAGGUGAAGAAGGUCGCCGUCGACAAGACCUUUGGUAUGAAAAAUAAAAAGGGAGGAGCCGCACAAAGACAGAUCAAGCAAAUCAACGCCACAACCGCCGCAGGAGGUACCCCCGAGCAGAAGCGCAAGGAAGCCGAAAAGCUGCAGAAGGAAAAGGAAAAGCUGGCAGCCGAAGCCGCCCGCAAGGAGGUCGCCGAUCUUUUCAAGCCUGUGCAAAUACAGAAAGUACCAUUUGGCGUGGACCCGAAGACUAUUCUCUGCCAGUUCUUCAAGAAGGGCAAUUGCGAAAAGGGCAAGAAAUGCAAGUUCUCACACGACCUCAAUGUCGAGCGCAAGACCGAGAAGAGGAGUUUGUACACGGACAACCGAGACAAGGAAGAGGAAGAGGAGGCCAAGAAGAAGGAGACCAAUACGGAGUGGGAUGAGGAAAAGCUGCGGAGUGUCGUGCUGAGCAAGCACGGAAACCCUAAGACGACCACGGACAAGGUGUGCAAGUACUUUAUUCAGGCAAUCGAGGACCAGAAGUACGGUUGGUUCUGGACGUGUCCUAAUGGUGGAGACGAUUGCAAGUAUAAGCACUCGCUACCACCUGGAUUCGUUAUCAAGACCAAAGAACAACGCGCUGCCGAGAAGGCCCUUAUGGCCAAUUCGCCAAUGGCAACUCUCACUCUCGAAGACUUCCUCGAGUCCGAACGCCACAAGCUCACCGGCAAACUCACGCCCGUCACCGAAGAAACCUUCGCGAAGUGGAAGCUGGACCGUAUAAGCAAGAAGCAGGCCGAGGAGGAGGCCAAGAAGAUGAAGGAGGCGACUGGUCGUGCCAUGUUCGAGAAGGGUGACUGGCAAGACAGCGACGCAGACAGCGACGAUGAGGACGCGAGCUGGAACAUCGACGCCAUGCGCAGGGAGACCGAAGCUGCCAGAGCAAGGAAGGAAGAGGAGCGCAUGGCUGCAACAUUGGGCGAAGUCACGAUUUCUUGA